GUCAAAUGUGAACGUCAUUUAACAACUGCAUGGUGAAAUCAGUUAGGAAUUAGUAUUCUGCAAAUUAAAACCAUGCUUAAUGUGAAAGACGAUCUAAAACAGCAAGAAAUAUCACAAGCUGUGAUAGUUGCUGAUAAUUUCAACAAAAAAUUCUCACCUCUUACAAAUUCUCAGCCAUUGUUCCUCUUGCCAGUUGUCAAUGGAACUUUCAUGGAUUAUCUUUUGCAGUCUCUUGAAGAUGCAGGAAUUCAGGAAACUUUUAUUUUCUGUUGUUCUCAUAAUAAUAUCAUUAGAAAUUAUAUAAAUUCUUCUCAUUGGUCUGAUAAAGAUUCUCCAAUGUCUGUGACUGUUAUUAGCGAUUCUGGCUUUCUUUCCAUGGGAGACAUUAUGAGAGCUCUUGAUGCAAAAGCACUCAUUCGAUCAGAUUUUAUCCUCCUUAAUGGUGCAAUCAUCACAACUUUUCCUCUGAAUGAUAUUUUAGAAGACCACAGGAAAUGUAGGCAAGCUGAUAAAAAUUCUGCCAUUACCUUGUUGUACAGAAAAGCAUCGCCAAAACAUAAAACAAAGUGUAAAGAGCAUUGCUUUUUGGUUGCUGUAGAAUCCAAAUCCAAUAGAAUAAGAUACUACCAGAGAAUCAAUAAAGUUAAAACCUCUCUUAUACCUUUGGAAGUAUUUCAAGAAAAUGAUGAAGUAACUGUCCACUACAAUCUUUUAGAUAGCUAUAUUAGUAUUUGUUCUCCCUGUGUGCCUCCAUUGUUUUCGGAUAAUUUUGAUUACCAAAGCAUGGAUGAUUUUGUAAGAGGACUUCUUGUUAAUGAAGAGCUUUUAGGGAAUUCUAUGUACAUACACAUUGCAGAUGUUGGUUAUGGUGCUAACAUAGCAAAUCUGUAUAUGUAUGAUGCUGUCAGCCAAGACAUCAUGUCUAGGUGGACUCAUCCUAUUGUUCCCGAUUUAAUUGAAUCCCAUGGAUGUACAUUUUCUCAUUCUGAGCAUAAUAUUUACAAGCAGCCAGGUGUUGAAGUUGGAAGAAAUUGUCAGCUUAAACAGAAUGUAGUGAUAGGAAAAGGAGCUGCGAUAGGUGACAAUACAUUUAUUGAAAAUUCAGUUAUCGGAAGAAACUGCAUUAUAGGUGAAAAUGUUGUAAUCAAGGGGUCUUAUCUCUGGAAUAGAGUCAGUGUUGGAGAUGGAUGUAAUUUAAAUAUGUGCCUUCUUGGAGAAAAUGUCAAGCUGCAGAAAAAUGUACAGAUAAAUGCUGGAUGUAUUUUAGGAAGUGAAGUUGUUAUUGAUGAAAACAUUGUAGUGCCUGCAUUAACAAGACUCCAAGCUGAAGUUUUUGUUGAUGAAGAUAGCUUUGGAGAAGAUGAUUUUGAUGCUAAUCUUAAGUCAGAUCAGGAUAAAACAUGCGAUUUCAGUGUGGUGGGGAAGAAAGGUCAUGGUUAUAUAUGCAAAACUACUGUGGAGAGUGAUGAGGAAGAUGAAGAUGUACUUGAAGAUAUUUGGGGAAAAACUAUUGAUGAAAGUGUUGAUGAUGAUGAAGAAUCAGAGAGUUCAGGUUCUGAGAUUAUCAGUCCUGGUGAAGAAGUUAGUGAUGAAAGUGAAGGUGGAGGUUAUGAUGAUGAAACUAAUCAAUUUUACAAUGAAGUUCUGGAAAGUCUUCAAAGAGGAAUUGAAGAGAAAGUAAAUAGUGAAAACACUAUUCUAGAAAUAAAUGCAUCCAAGCAUGCUUAUAAUAUAACUAUAAAGGAAGUCAACACUUUAUUAAUUAAGGCACUAUUGAAGUUACCCUUAGAUAGUUUGCAAGUUUCUACGCCACAACAAUAUUUGUCAUCUAUGAAACCGUCGUUGCAGUUUUUUCAUCCACUUAUUUCAAAGUACAUUAGAAGUACUGAAUCCCAAUUGGACUGCCUUUCAUCUAUAGAGGAAUUUAUGAAAAGUAAUGAAGACAUAGCUCCUGCCUUGAUAAAAGUGAUUCAUUUUUGGUAUGAUAAAGAACUUCUGAAAGAAUCUGUGAUAAUAAAAUGGUUUAAAGAUCUUUCUCCAGAAAGUGACAAAGUCAGAAAACUGACUGCAACUUUUAUAAAUUGGCUGCAAACAGCAGAUGAAGAAUCGUCUGAAGAUGAAGAAUCAUCUGAAGAUUAAUACAAAUAAAGACUUUGUAAUUUAAAUGCCUGUUCAAAUAAAUUUUUUAUUUACAAUCAA
Argiope bruennichi is the source of this 2199-nucleotide messenger RNA. It is a transcript of the gene eIF2Bepsilon, whose product is annotated as translation initiation factor eIF-2B subunit epsilon-like. Gene Ontology annotation, molecular function: translation initiation factor binding; translation initiation factor activity; guanyl-nucleotide exchange factor activity. Lineage: Eukaryota; Metazoa; Arthropoda; Arachnida; Araneae; Araneidae. Gene Ontology annotation, cellular component: eukaryotic translation initiation factor 2B complex. The transcript has 15 exons. Bases 73 to 2139 code for a protein of 688 amino acids. The record is from RefSeq and is a predicted model, not a curated record.